Cloeon dipterum is the source of this 1517-nucleotide messenger RNA. Its product is annotated as tyrosyl-DNA phosphodiesterase 2-like. Gene Ontology annotation, biological process: double-strand break repair. The transcript has 6 exons. Gene Ontology annotation, cellular component: cytoplasm; PML body. The record is from RefSeq and is a predicted model, not a curated record. Bases 1 to 1254 code for a protein of 417 amino acids. Gene Ontology annotation, molecular function: single-stranded DNA binding; 5'-tyrosyl-DNA phosphodiesterase activity; protein binding. Lineage: Eukaryota; Metazoa; Arthropoda; Insecta; Ephemeroptera; Baetidae.
AUGGACACAGUUAAGAGGAAGGCUGAAGACGACGUGAUAGAGACGGUAGAACUUAGCGACAGUUCGGAAGAGGAGGCUCAGCCAGUCGGGCCAAAGAAGAGGGACUUAAAAAAGACGGCUUCAGGCGACUCGGGCGAGAAUGUCGUUUUUCUUGACUCAGAUUGUGAGAGUGAUGGUAAAGAAACUGGAAAGGAUGAACCAGGGGUCUUGAAAGUUGAUACAAUGAACAAACUAUUGAAAGAAUUUAUUCUUAUCACCAAGAGCGACAGCAACAUAGCACAAUUUUUCCUUAGCCAGCAUGAUUGGAAGCUAGAAGUCGCAGUUAACGAUUUCAUGAGCCUUAGUGGAGAGAUCCUAAAUGAUAAGAAUAAUUCUCAGCUAGCAAACUCCAUGAAAAAUGAGCCUUGGGCCAAAAACCUUCAGUCAAGUUCAGAAGUCUUAGGAGCAUUUAGUUUUAUUUCCUGGAAUAUUGAUGGCCUGGACAAACGAAAUUUGGGCCCUCGAACGGCAAAUCUCACAAGAAUUUUGAAAGAGGAAUCACCAGACGUAGUAUUUCUGCAGGAAGUGGUGCCAGAGACCAUUGAUGAGCUCAAGUCAAACCUUCAAGAUUACAAGUUCUUAGUCCAGGACUAUGAGAAAAACAUGUCUGAAGCCUAUUUUGUUGCAACCUUGCUGAAGAAAAACACUGUCAAAGUACUGGAGCACAUCGAUCGUCCCUUUAACAAUACAGUGAUGAUGAGAGGACUGUUGAGUACAGAGAUUGAAAUUGCAGGCAUCAAAAUGUGGCUCCUUAACACACACUUGGAAAGCACGGCGAAUUACAAACAGGCUCGUGUUGCUCAGCUUCAGAUGGCAUUCAAGGAAAUGAAGGACAAAUGUCAAACGCACCAUGUCCUAUUUGCUGGAGAUCUUAACCUACGUGACGCUGAGGUUGGCUUAGCAGGAGACAUUCCCUCUGGUGCAGUGGACCUAUGGGAGGCGUGCGACAAACGUGACACCUGCAAAUACACUUGGGACUCGUCGCGCAACUCCAACAUCCAGCUGGGCAGUUUCAGCCAGGGCAGCUCCUCAAGGCAGCCGUACAAGCCUCGGCUUCGCUUUGACCGCGCCUACCUGGGUACCUGCAAGGGCAACUCUAACAGACCGCUUGCUGUCCACUUCGGACUGGUCGGCAUUGAGAAAGUGCCCAACAGGCAGUGCUACACUAGUGACCACUGGGGCCUCCAAGUUCAAUUCACCAUCAACAAACCGUGAUUUAGCAAGAAUGAAACUGAACAAAACUGAUUUAGUUUUCCACCUAAUAUUUUUUCUCACUUGAAAUGAACAUUGAUUAGUUGAAUAAUAAGAGUUUGAAUUCAGGUUUCCACGGAAGAGUAAUUAAAACAUCGUUAGCAUUAAUUUUUCUUUAUUAUUUUUUCAAUCAAAUCAUUUGCUUAAAUUCAAUAGAUGAUUAUCUGGGAGGUCUAUCUUCUCAGCAAUACCACCAAAAAUGAAAUAAAGUUUGUUAUAACUUGCAA